GGCAGCGGCCCUUUCCCUACCCAAAGACCAUGUCGGGCUCUUCCAGCGUCGCGGCCAUGAAGAAAGCGGUGCAGCAGCUGCGCCUGGAGGCCGGCGUCAGCCGCGUCAAGGUCUCACAAGCUGCAACAGACUUAAAGCAGUUUUGUCUCCAGAAUGCACAUCAUGAUCCCUUAUUGACUGGAGUUUCUUCAAGUACGAAUCCAUUUAGACCUCCAAAAGUUUGUUCCUUUCUCUAACUUGGUGUCUUUCAGGAUCUUUUAACUACUUUUCAUAUCUGUGUGUAUGGUGAAUAUGGAAACAAAGCAGAAUGGAUUGGAACCUGCACAGGAAUUUCGCCUUUAAUGUGCCACCUUAGUGCUAGUAAUACUGUUACUGUUGUCAGGCCUACUACAAUCUACCUCUAUGAACAAACUGUAUGUUAGUUGCAAUAACUUCUAUAUCAUGAGGGAAUCAGUUUUAUAUUCAGCAAUAAAGAGUUAAUAAUUUUGAAUUUUAGUAGAAA
Euleptes europaea (tarantolino) is the source of this 502-nucleotide messenger RNA. It is a transcript of the gene GNG5, whose product is annotated as G protein subunit gamma 5. Bases 30 to 236 code for a protein of 68 amino acids. Lineage: Eukaryota; Metazoa; Chordata; Lepidosauria; Squamata; Sphaerodactylidae. Gene Ontology annotation, cellular component: heterotrimeric G-protein complex. The transcript is spliced from 3 exons. The record is from RefSeq and is a predicted model, not a curated record. Gene Ontology annotation, biological process: G protein-coupled receptor signaling pathway. Gene Ontology annotation, molecular function: G-protein beta-subunit binding.